This is a messenger RNA of Photinus pyralis (common eastern firefly), 1875 nucleotides long. Its product is annotated as gastrula zinc finger protein XlCGF57.1-like. The transcript has 5 exons. Lineage: Eukaryota; Metazoa; Arthropoda; Insecta; Coleoptera; Lampyridae. Bases 100 to 1845 code for a protein of 581 amino acids. Gene Ontology annotation, biological process: regulation of DNA-templated transcription. The record is from RefSeq and is a predicted model, not a curated record. Gene Ontology annotation, molecular function: DNA-binding transcription factor activity, RNA polymerase II-specific; RNA polymerase II cis-regulatory region sequence-specific DNA binding; zinc ion binding. Gene Ontology annotation, cellular component: nucleus.
UUUCUUUGUCUACCUCUGUCAAUCGUAUGAUUGAUCUGUGGUACGUAUUAAUCUGUGAAUUUUGUGUAUCAGAAGUUUGAAAAAGGUUAUUCGGGAAAAAUGUUUGAAAUGAUCGAGGAAAAUGAAAAACUGGUAGUUAAUAACGAAAAGGAAAUAGUUAUCCAUGAAAAUUCACCUGUUAAAGUUGAAACAAAGGAUUGCAUGGCGUUAGAUGUUGAUAAGACUUGUAGGGUGUGUUUGGAAGUUCAGGAGGAAGAAAAUUUAUACUCCUUAUACGGAAUUAACGAAUAUUUUUCAUCAACCUCAAUUUUUAAAGUCAUUGACGAUUGUUUUGGUGUCAUGUUGCAACAAGACGAUACGUUACCAAGCGCAAUUUGUUCCCAGUGUGCUUUAAGUACCCUUCAAGCUUGCAACUUUAAACACACGAUGUUAAAUAGUGAAUACAUUUUGAGUAAAACCGAAACUGAGGUUACUACUGUAAAUUCCAAAGAUGAUAUAUCAUCAUCGCUUUCGCUAACAGAUGACAGUUUUUCAUCCGUAUCUUUUGAUCACAACUACAGCGUGAAAACCGAGAAAAAAGAGAAUCUGCAAAACGAAAUUGAUGGUGAUCAGUCUGCCGAAACAACAUGUAUUGACAAGGUCGAGGUCGAGUAUUUGUCAACGCAAGAUCAAAAUUUGCAAUUGUACGAUACUUCUGAAAAGUGGUGGUUAACAGACCUUGGCUCGCCUUACGACUGUAGAAUUUGUAAUCGCAUCUUUGAAAACUAUGUCGAAUUUUAUUCGCACGUACGUAGUCAUUUUAUACGGCAAUCGAUAUGUAUACACUGUGGUGAAAAAGUUGGGGGCAAACUGAAAUUUCAUGUGUGUACACACAGCGAGGAAAGCAAUAUUUGUGUGUAUUGCUUAAUUGUCUUCAAGACGUCUGAAGAUUUGGAAAAGCACUUGAAGACUCAUGUACCCGAAGUACUGCACAUGUAUUUGUGUGACAUAUGCGGAGAAGGGUUUCAGGAAAAUACUGCUUUAGAAACGCAUAGUCUAAGUCACAGUGGAGGAACACCGCAAUACAUAUGUGAGUAUUGCGGCCAAUCUUUUGUGCUGCUGCAAACUUACAGGAAGCACGAACAAAGAUUUCAUUCAAACACAGUUAAAGAUGGUCAAAUACAUAAGUGUAACAAUUGCUUAAAAGUUUUUAGUAAUCCGAAGUCGUUAGUUCAACAUUUCAAAAUACACACGGCACAGGAACAGUUGAAAUGUGACAUUUGCGGUUUAACUUUUCGACUUCCCUUUAGUUACAAUGUCCAUAUGUUUUUACACAAAGUGCGUAUGUCAACCUUCAAUUCGAUGUCACUGAAUUGUGCAUUUUGCUUUGACAUGUUUACGAAUAAGGACGACUUAGAGGAACACUUAUUGGAUCAUAUAGAAAAACCUUACCAAUGUCAUGAAUGUCAUAAGUUCUUUCCAACUAAGGCGAAAGUAAAGCAGCAUUUGAUACAUCACAGCGGAGAAAGGCCAUACACGUGUGAAUAUUGCAGUAAAACGUUUAAGAACCCAACAACUUUAUAUCAGCAUAAAAAGAUCCACAUUGGUAAGAGACCAUACGUCUGUAAGAUUUGCCUUCGGUCUUUCAUUCAACAACAGCAGCUUACAAGUCAUAUGUUUACUCACACUGGAGAAAAAAAGUAUGUUUGCCAAUACUGUGGGAAGGCGUUUGCGUUAAAUGGAAAUCUAACCGUUCAUGUUAGACGACACACUGGAGACACACCAUUUCAUUGUACUACUUGUGGCAAAGGUUUUUAUGAUAGCAGCACACUUAAAAAGCAUAUUGUAUGGAAGCAUACAGAUUAAGUUUAUGUAAAUAAAUCUUUGUAGCUACUA